AUGGAGUCUGAAGAAAAAGACGAACAACCUGAGGAGUAUACAGAUACACAACUCGAUAGAGCAUGUACGAAUUAUGAGGAAGAACAACAACAACAAAUCAGUCAUAUGGAGUCUGAAGAAAUAGUCGAGCAACCUGAGGAGUAUACAGAUACACAACUCGAUAGAGCAUGUACGAAUUAUGAGGAAGAACAACAACAACAAAUCAGUCAUAUGGAGUCUGAAGAAAUAGUCGAGCAACCUGAGGAGUAUACAGAUACACAGCUUGAUAGAGCAUGUACGAAUUAUGCGGAAGAACAACAACAAAUCAGACAUAUGGAGUCUGAAGAAAUAGUCGAGCAACCUGAGGAGUAUACAGAUACACAGCUCGAUAGAGCAUGUACGAAUUAUGAGGAAGAACAACAACAAAUCAGACAUAUGGAGUCUGAAGAAAUAGUCGAGCAACCUGAGGAGUAUACAGAUACACAACUCGAUAGAGCAUGUACGAAUUAUGAGGAAGAACAACAACAAAUCAGACAUAUGGAGUCUGAAGAAAUAGUCGAGCAACCUGAGGAGUAUACAGAUACACAACUCGAUAGAGCAUGUACGAAUUAUGAGGAAGAACAACAACAAAUCAGUUAUAUGGAGCCUGAAUUAACAGAGGGGCAAAAUUUGAGGGAAUUAAGCCCAAGUGAUCCAUAUUUUAAUUCUCUAACAGAGGAAAAUGAGAGACCCGAGCAACCGAUAAUAACGUCAAAUAUUACAAUACCAAGACCAUCCGAACCUUUGGAGCCUGAAUUAGUGGACGAAUUCGACAACUAUUUACAAAAUAAUAUAACCCAAAUUAGACAAAUUUGGGAAAAAGAUUAG
This is a messenger RNA of Musca vetustissima, 846 nucleotides long. RefSeq names its product involucrin-like. The coding region runs from base 1 to 846 and encodes 281 amino acids. The record is from RefSeq and is a predicted model, not a curated record. NCBI's taxonomy places the organism in Eukaryota, Metazoa, Arthropoda, Insecta, Diptera, Muscidae. The transcript has 2 exons.